UAUUAUUUUAAAAAAUAAAUAAAAUUGAAAAUGUUUGUACAAAAAUACAUUAAUUUGAUAGCUUUAAUAGUGGUUACAUUUUUGGUAUUUAAAUAUGUGGAUGGAGCAUAUGAGUUGUUUCGUAAAAAUGAGGAAUUUAUUGUGACGAAGGGAAAUCUUCUUAAAACAUUUCCGAUUUUUCCUAUAGAAUACAAAGUAACUUUUGAAGUUUUGAUAAGCUCAAUUUCUGAUGUAGACAGUCAAUGUUCUUGUGUAAACUUGUUUCGAUUUACCAAUGGUAGUGAUGAUUUAAAACGUUACGGAAAUAGAAUUUUAUCUUUGUAUAUUACGUCGCCUGUACUAAGAGUUUUUCAUUAUUUUUCUAUUAAUGGUAUCAUAGAUGAAGCAGAUAAUAGUUUGUUAAACACAGGAUGGAAAAAAUUUAAUUUCAGUCAAUUUUUUAUUGAUGGUGACUAUAAAUUUACUUUAAACAUUGACGGUCAAACAAUCUUAUCAAAAAAAAACGAUGAUGCAAGAGUGUUUUAUAAUGUGGGCGUAUUUUUUUCUGAUCCUUUUUAUGUUCCGCUACCUGCACGCGUCAGAAACUUUUUAGUAACAAAAGGAUGUUCAGAUGUCAACUCGUACUGCAAACCUAACUUAAAUGUGCAAAUUAACUGGCUAAUGAUUGAAAAUGUUUUAAAUAUCAGCUUUCAAGUAACCUACAAUAACAUAGAAGAUUUAGCUUAUAACGUUCUCUGGGAAUAUUUUCUGCCACCUUUUGUAACGCUACAAUCUGAGAUUACACCAUUAGAUGCUGUAAAGUUUGAUGACAACAGCCUUAAAUAUAAGAUUUCAAAACUGCAAAGUAAUGGAACCAGUCAGAAUAUUACAGUACUAGUUAACAAUUAUAAGUGUUUUUAUGGUGACUCAUUCAAUAUUGAGAUUCCAUUCAAGUUAUAUUUUGAAAAUAGUGCCGCAUCAUCAUGGAAUUCAUUUCAAGUUAUAAGAAAUAGUUUAAAAGAAGACUGUAAAAGCUUUAGAUUGCCAAUUGAUCAAAAUCACGCAACAGAAUACUAUGGUCGAGGUUUAUACUGGGAUGACAUCAGUUCUCAAAUAUAUCUAUGUAUUAACCAAUAUGUUACAAG
Hydra vulgaris (swiftwater hydra) is the source of this 1124-nucleotide messenger RNA. RefSeq lists its product as uncharacterized. NCBI's taxonomy places the organism in Eukaryota, Metazoa, Cnidaria, Hydrozoa, Anthoathecata, Hydridae. The record is from RefSeq and is a predicted model, not a curated record.